CAUUACAUAGGAAGCUGCAAGACCAACAGAAGCAAGGAAUAAUGAAGACUUUGCGGUUCAUCUGUGCCCAAGCACUGGUAUCAAAUGCCCAGGUAGCCCGGAGAAGUAUUGGUUUUGUGGCACAAAAUCUGUACCCUUUGCUCUUCAAAGCAAGCUACAUGCUGGAGCAGUACACAGUGAUUCAUAGCUUAGUAGAAAAGUGGCCGUUGUCAGAAUUCAGCAUCAAGAAGCUCCUGGGAAGAACAGCGGACUGUGAGGAAGAUCUCUGCGACAGUACCUGCCAACUCUGCUUGCAAGCAUGUUUCACAGGGCUGAAGAGUUAUGUUUUACAUAGUUCAGUGACAUAUUCAAAGCGGCUGAAGAAGUUUGAUCUAACAGGCCUUGCUGAUGUGGAAUUUCAGGCCUGCAGAUGUGGCAAAACUUUGGGGAGAUGGGGAAGAACUGAGCUGAUGGCAAGGACCUGUUUUGACUUGCUAGUGGAGAUAGAGGCUGCUUGUCUUGGUCCUUUGGUGUCCGAUAUUUCAAUUGAGGUAUUAAUAAGCAUGUUUGUGACAGAGCGGAACUAUGAAACAGUGGUGGAGGCCUUUUUAUUGAGGAAGCAGUGUCCACUGAAGAUCUCAUGCAUUGAGCUCAGGGUGGACAGUUUGACUUUGAAGAAAUUCUUCUACAUAAUCAAACUAGUUAAGCCUGAGACUCUGCAGAAGUUGGAAUUAGUUCACAAUAUUCACAUGGAAAUGGAGCAUUUUGAAUUCCUCUUGAGCCAAGUUCCAUUCCCACAGCUCCGAUCACUGACACUCCCAGCAAGAACCUUUGAUGUACGUAGAAUGACUCCUGAGAAUGAAUCUCUGUUGGUGAGAAUUGGUGAGAUGCUCAGUGGAAUGAAAUUUCUUACAGAGCUGAGCUUGGCCUUUUCAGUUCUGACUGGACGAAUACGCAAGAUACUCAGUCCUUUAAAAACUCCUCUGCGGUCUCUGGAUGUGUCCAGUUGUUGUCUGAAUCAUGUAGACAUGGCAUAUCUGGCCAACAGUCUUCAUGCUGAAUAUCUGGAGGUGCUGGACAUGAGUGGCCACAGUAUUGUUGACUUCUUCCCUUCAACCUUCUUCAAGCUGCUUACCCGGGCAUCUGGCACUCUGAGGAGCCUAACACUGGAGGAGUGCAACAUCGGUGAUGAACACAUCCAUCUAUUGAUGCUGGCCUUAGACCCCUGCAAAAGGUUAACAGAGUUUAGGUUCCUGGGGAACCCGCUCACAUCAAGAUCCCUUUAUCGUAUCUUUGAAGUGCUUACAGAGCUCCCUGUGCUUUGUAAAGUUGAGGUUCCUGUCCCUAGGGACUGCUAUCCUGCAUCCUAUACUUAUCCACUCUCGGAUGAAAACCUGGUGAAAUACGACAGGGAGAAGUUUGAGGAGAUACACCACGAAUUGAUGAUGAUAUUGCUGCAGGCCAAUCGAAAUGAUAUUGCUGUGUCAACUCCAACCUUUGGCAGUUUUGAUCCCAACAUUCGAGAAACCAGCAAUGAGAUCGCUGUUGUAAUGGUUCAAUCAUUCAAAGAUGCUCUCUCCAACAUCUUAACAUCUUUUAAUGAAAAGGAUUAGCACAAAAGUGAAAGUGUAAAGCUUGAUUAUAUUUUAAUCAAGGGGAGAAGAGGAGUUUUAUUUUUCAUAAGUAUAAUGAGAUCAGAACUGAAAUGCAAUACCUGAAAAGUUGUUGGGCUUUCUUGCAAUAAUUUCUCCCAGAAGGACAUGGACAUAUUUGAAUAGGAAAAAUAUGACUGGAAUACAGAAACAAAAGGCUAACAAGAUUAAUAAUCUUCUCUCCAGCCUUGUCCAUCACUAGAAUCAGAAAAAUUGAAAUUAGCCAGCCAACCAUAGAACCAAGGACAGAAGGUAACCAACAAUCAUCCAGACAUUAUUCCUACUUGUUAUUUUUAUUGUCGUUUGAAGGGACAAUGCUAUCUGUCAAUGUGUAACUAAAUUACAUUUGUUCCCUUUCUAUCUCUUCUGGCAAAACACCGAAAGUCAGAAGAAAGGCUGAUUAGACAACUGAAGUGACUGGAAAUUAAGGUUCAGAUAAGGACAACCAACUUGGAUUAGGUCUUCCAAACUGUACCAGCCAUUGCUAAUGUAAAAUGUUACACUGUAGAAAGACUACACAAGAAAUUAUAAAGUAAAUGUUAUUCUCUGGUCAUCCUGCACUGCUUAUAGUUUUCUAAUACUAAUCCUAAUACUGCAUUGAUUAUGAUAAUCACGUCCAUUUGAAUAUCACAUGAAGUCAAAGAUAGCAAGGAAUUGAAAAACUGUGUGAACAAAGCACAAUGGAACAUCUGUAAAUCAUUAGACUUUGUACUAAAUAUAUGAAAUAUUAAAAGCCUUAUACAGCUGCUUCAUACGGUCUUCACAUGCUCUUACUUUAUACUUUAUACUGUAUUGUCGCCAAACAAUUGAUACUAGAACGUACAAUCAUCGCAGCGAUAUUUGAUUCUGCACUUCCCGCUCCCGGAUUACAAAUCAAUAGUAAAUAUUAAAAAUUUAAAUUAUAAAUCAUAAAUAGAAAAUAGAAAAAUGGAAAGUAAGGUAGUGCAAAAAAACCGAGAGGCAGGUCCGGGUAUUUGGAGGGUACGGCCCAGAUCCGGGUCAGGAUCCGUUCAGCAGUCUUAUUCAGCAGUGGAAAGAAGCUGUUCCCAAAUCUGGCCGUACGAGUCUUCAAGUUCCUGAGCCUUCUCCUGGAGGGAAGAGGGACGGAAAGUGUGUUGGCUGGGUGGGUCGUGUCCUUGAUUAUCCUGGCAGCACUGCUCCGACAGCGUGCGGUGUAAAGUGAGUCCAAGGGUGGAACUACUACUACUACUUUUAAAAGCUAGUAUUUUUAUUUAUUUUAUGAUUGGGUCACUGAUAUAUAAACCACCUGAUGGCAGGAGCAACAAGUAGAACGUCAGUCCCCCAGUAUUAACAUUCACCAUUUGUUCCCCUAGUCAGAGCUAACCCAGAUGCAAAUCCAAAUUCCCAGUUUCACAUCAGCGGUAAGGAUGUGGUUAACUUAUAUUAGUGAC
This is a messenger RNA of Mobula hypostoma (lesser devil ray), 3043 nucleotides long. Its product is annotated as leucine-rich repeat-containing protein 14B-like. The transcript is spliced from 2 exons. Bases 42 to 1592 code for a protein of 516 amino acids. The record is from RefSeq and is a predicted model, not a curated record. Gene Ontology annotation, cellular component: cytoplasm. NCBI's taxonomy places the organism in Eukaryota, Metazoa, Chordata, Chondrichthyes, Myliobatiformes, Myliobatidae.